Yamadazyma jaroonii is the source of this 525-nucleotide messenger RNA. The record is from the annotation of a GenBank genome assembly. NCBI's taxonomy places the organism in Eukaryota, Fungi, Ascomycota, Pichiomycetes, Serinales, Debaryomycetaceae.
AUGUCUGCUAAAACUCAAAACCCAAUGCGUGAAUUACGUAUCGAAAAAUUAGUCUUAAACAUUUGUGUUGGUGAAUCCGGUGAUAGAUUAACCAGAGCUUCAAAAGUUUUAGAACAAUUAUCAGGUCAAACUCCAGUUCAAUCAAAAGCUAGAUAUACUGUCAGAACCUUCGGUAUCAGAAGAAAUGAAAAAAUCUCUGUCCACGUCACUAUCAGAGGUCCAAAAGCUGAAGAAAUCUUAGAAAGAGGUUUAAAAGUUAAAGAAUAUCAAUUAAAAGACAAAAACUUCAGUGCUACUGGUAACUUCGGUUUCGGUAUUGAUGAACAUAUUGAUUUAGGUAUCAAAUAUGAUCCAGGUAUCGGUAUUUACGGUAUGGAUUUCUACGUUGUCAUGGGUAGAGCUGGUAAAAGAAUCACCAGAAGAAAGAGAUGUAGAGCUACCAUUGGUAACAGUCAUCAAACCACCAAAGAAGAUACUAUUGCCUGGUUCAAACAAAGAUAUGAUGCUGAAGUUUUAUUCAAAUAG